AUGCCGCUUGCACGAACGAAAGCAUCCAGCUCAGGCCUCGGAAAGGCGCUGAUCAACCGGAAAGCCAAGGAAGCUGUAGCGCCGAAGGAGAGCGGACUGUACUCGCUGGAUGAGUCGAACCCGCUGCAGUCGGUCACCCACGAGCGAGACCUGGAUGAAUUCCUCGCCAAUGCUGCAUUGGCAGAUGCAGACUUCACGACGGAAAGAUCAAAAUUGCGGAUUAUCGCCGGUCCUGGAGUGUCCACAAGCGGCGAGAACCCAUUCUUGCUGAAUGAGCAAGAGGAGAAGGUGGUCAAGGCGAAGCAGCGGGACUUGCGGAGUGAAUUGAGGGUGCCCAGAAGACCCGCAUGGACGAGACAUACCACCCGGCAAGAAUUGGAGAAGCAGGAGCGAGAAUCUUUCCUCGACUGGCGGCGGAGCCUAGCAGCACUAGGCGAAGACUCCAGCCUCCUCAUGACACCUUUCGAGCGCAACAUCCAACUCUGGCGACAACUCUGGCGUGUCCUCGAGCGGUCUCACUUGGUCGUGCAGAUCGUGGACGCCCGGAAUCCGCUCGGCUUCCGCUGUGUCGAUCUUGAGGCGUACGUUGAGGAGAUUGGGGAUGAUAGUGCGGAAGCGGCGGUGCCAGGGAAGGGAAAGCGGAGGAGUUUGUUGUUGAUCAAUAAGGCGGAUCUGUUGACUGUUGAGCAGAGAGGAGUAUGGGCGGACUACUUUGAACGUCAUCGCAUCACCUACGCUUUCUUCUCGGCUACAAACGCUGCUGCUGCUCUCGAGCAGGCGGAUAAGCAGAGACGGAGGGCUGAGGGGGACUAUGAGGAGGAGGAGAGCGAUGAGGAGGAAGGAGAUGCCGCGGAGCAAUCAGACGAUGAGGAGGUGUCGGGAGAAGAAGUCGAGCCGGAAUCCGACGACAACGAGGACAUUGCUGCGAAGGUGGACAAGCUGGAUAUUGGGGACGAUGAAGAAGGAUGGUCAACCGAAGGAGAAGAUACGGAGGAUGCAGAGCUGGCAGGAGAGGUGGAGAAAAAGUUGACCGAGGGGCAGACAGUACCGCUGCAGGAAGUCGCACGGGAGGUGGCGGAGACGGCAGCGGAGGGCGACGAGCACCCUCGGACAAGGGUAUUGAGCGUGACGGAGCUGGAGGACUUGUUCAUCGGUUCUGCACCCCCUCUCAGCGAAUUCGCCACGCAACGCGAUCCUACCCCUACCAAACUUGUCGUCGGACUCGUCGGGUACCCCAACGUCGGUAAAUCAUCCACUAUCAACGCCCUCCUCGGCUCCAAAAAGGUCUCGGUCUCCUCCACUCCCGGAAAGACCAAGCACUUCCAGACUCUCGUCCUCUCGGACGAAAUCACUCUCUGCGAUUGUCCCGGUCUGGUCUUCCCUCAGUUCGCCAAUACCCAGGCGGAUAUGGUGGUGGACGGAGUGCUUCCCAUCGAUCAGAUGAAGGAGUACUCUGCGCCGGUAGAUCUGCUCUGUCGGCGGAUACCGAGGGAGAUUAUCGAGGGGACGUACGGAAUCAGGAUUGAUGUGGUCGGCGUGGAAGAAGGCGGGACGGGGAAGAUGGGCUGGGAAGAGAUGCUUUCGGCAUAUGCCAUCGCAAGAGGUAUGACCCGUGCAUCGUUCGGUAUGCCCGAUACAUCCCGCGCGGCCCGCCAUAUCCUCAAAGACUACGUCAACGCCCGUCUCCUCUUCGCCCACCCUCCGCCCAACAUGACAGCCGACGACUACAUGCGGACCAGUCGGGAAGAAACCCUCGACCGCCUGGAAGAGGAGUUCCGGAAUGGCCGGAAGCGCGCCCCUGCCACGCACGUCACCAAGAACGCCGAUACUUUUGUGGCGCCUGCCCGUCGUGCACCCGCAGCUGGCGCUGAAGAGGAUGACGAUGCAGAGUCGACCGUUCCGGAAUCGGAGAAUCAGGUGGAAGAAGCGCCCACUCCGUUCGGCCUGCGUGAUCGCCAAGCAACCUCCCGCCAGAUCAAGGCCAACGCUGCCUCGGCGCCCACGCGGACAGGCAAGCAAAAAGCCGCGGCGCUCGACGACUACUACUUUACCGAGUCGGGACCGGCUCCUCGUCCAGUCAUCAGCGGUAGAAGGCAGGCGCCGAUGGAGCAGGAAGAGGGACUCGGGUACUCUAGGCAGAAGGUGUACCCGCACCAACGGCGAUUGGGCCCUGAUGGACAGCCGUUGCUCCAGCCGCCAGAGGGGCCGAGGAGCGGUGUAGGGAGUAACAAGAAGCACUUCAAGGUGAAGGAGGGGAAGAAGCGGAGUGGGAGGGGGUAUGAUUAG
Dioszegia hungarica is the source of this 2286-nucleotide messenger RNA. RefSeq names its product putative GTP-binding protein. The record is from RefSeq and is a predicted model, not a curated record. The coding region runs from base 1 to 2286 and encodes 761 amino acids. Gene Ontology annotation, cellular component: cytosol. The transcript has 9 exons. NCBI's taxonomy places the organism in Eukaryota, Fungi, Basidiomycota, Tremellomycetes, Tremellales, Bulleribasidiaceae. Gene Ontology annotation, molecular function: GTP binding; GTPase activity. Gene Ontology annotation, biological process: ribosomal subunit export from nucleus.